GUGAUGUCAUCGCAGCGCGACGACAGGAAGUAAGCUCCUGGGCUGCGGUGCUGCGCGGAGUCCCGAGCUCCUGAGUCUGACGGCACCGCGAUCUCCACUCCCAUCUUCUUCUCGCCGCCAUGGAUAUUGCCUGCGAGUCGCCCACGGAAAAAGGUGGAGAGACAGGGGAGUCAGAUGAGACGGCCGCUGCUCCUGGGGGCCCGGGGGUUACUGACACGGACGGAAUCACGGAGGAAACUGACGGAGACGCAGAUGGGGAAUUGAAAGAGGCCUCGGCUGAAGAAGGCGAGCUCAAGAGUCAGGAUAUCUCAGAUUUAACAGCAGUUGAAAGGGAAGACUCAUCAUUACUUACUCCUGCAGCCAAAAAAUUGAAAAUAGAUACCAAAGAAAAGAAAGAGAAGAAGCAGAAAGUGGAUGAAGAUGAGAUUCAAAAGAUGCAAAUCCUGGUUUCUUCUUUUUCUGAGGAGCAGCUGAACCGUUACGAAAUGUAUCGCCGGUCAGCUUUCCCUAAGGCAGCCAUUAAAAGGCUGAUCCAGUCCAUCACUGGUACCUCUGUGUCUCAGAAUGUUGUUAUUGCUAUGUCUGGUAUUUCCAAAGUUUUCGUCGGGGAGGUGGUAGAAGAAGCACUGGAUGUGUGUGAGAAGUGGGGAGAAAUGCCACCGCUACAACCCAAACAUAUGAGGGAGGCUGUUCGGAGGCUGAAGUCGAAGGGGCAAAUUCCCAACUCGAAGCACAAAAAAAUCAUCUUCUUCUAGACCAAAGUCUAGAAGGGCCUGGUACUGAAGGAAGAAGUACUCAUUCCAGACUUCCUAUUGCAUGAGACUCUCUGCACUGGUGCUUUAGUAUCUCGGUCCUCGAAGGAUUCCAUGAUGCUUUAAUGUCUUUCUCAAAACUCUGAUGUUCAUUACACCUUGAAGGCAUGCAGCCUGUUUCAUACUUGCCUUGACUAAAUAUUGGGACCUCUGAGGGCAUUUUGAGGCAUUUAACUAUUACUGGCUAGUUGGAAGAAGAAAGGUUGAUGAGGCUUAAGCAUCUUCUGGACAGGAAUGCUGCUUUCAGAAAGAAAACCCUUCCAAGACAGUUUGACGGUUUCACAUUGAAGCCUGAAGUUGCAAUGACUUAGGUUGUUUCUUACAUUUGGUUUUAAGUAAAUGAAACAAUCAGAAACUUUUGACUUGUGAUACUCUACCGUGAAGGACACAGUGACAGCAGGAGUAGUGGAAUAGCCUGUCCUUGUAAACAUUUUGGUGAGUGAUCAUUAAACUGUUUUCCAACUUGC
This is a messenger RNA of Balaenoptera ricei (Rice's whale), 1279 nucleotides long. RefSeq names its product TATA-box binding protein associated factor 11 (gene TAF11). Gene Ontology annotation, cellular component: nucleus; transcription factor TFIID complex. The record is from RefSeq and is a predicted model, not a curated record. Gene Ontology annotation, biological process: transcription initiation at RNA polymerase II promoter; RNA polymerase II preinitiation complex assembly. The transcript has 5 exons. Bases 120 to 755 code for a protein of 211 amino acids. Gene Ontology annotation, molecular function: transcription coactivator activity; protein heterodimerization activity. Lineage: Eukaryota; Metazoa; Chordata; Mammalia; Artiodactyla; Balaenopteridae.